Messenger RNA from Schizosaccharomyces cryophilus OY26, 3250 nucleotides. Its product is annotated as aconitate hydratase/ribosomal protein subunit L49. Gene Ontology annotation, cellular component: mitochondrion; cytosol; ribosome. Gene Ontology annotation, molecular function: aconitate hydratase activity; 4 iron, 4 sulfur cluster binding. The transcript has 2 exons. Lineage: Eukaryota; Fungi; Ascomycota; Schizosaccharomycetes; Schizosaccharomycetales; Schizosaccharomycetaceae. Gene Ontology annotation, biological process: tricarboxylic acid cycle. The coding region runs from base 413 to 3178 and encodes 921 amino acids. The record is from RefSeq and is a predicted model, not a curated record.
GGAAUCCGGGGUGCUGUAGGCUCCUUUUUUUCUCUUUUUGAUUUAUUUUAUGCACGGAUUUCUAAUUCUUUUUACUUUACUAGAAAAAUCAAUUCCAUCAGAAUCACCUCGAGUACAACCUGGCUAUGACUGCAAGAACAGCCGGAGAAACGAAUUACCGAUGGCUAUUGAGGUCUAAAUAAGCGGACAUAAACUAAACGUUUGCGAGAGUAUACAUUCAAGCUUUAAGAGUUGCCAUUAUACUGAUGAAUUACUAUCAAAAACUAGAAUAAAAAAACAUAAAGACAAUUAUUUAGAACAUUUAAUCUAAAAUAAGUGUAUUUUGAGUACGCGAUAAUUUUAGAAAAUUUUCGUUGGAAACGAUAUUACUCACAAAUAAGAUACUUCGAAUUCUGCACCACCCCAAAACAACAUGGCCAUCCUAGGUCGCUUGAAGCAUGGUGCUUCAAACUUAUCGAUGAUUCGUUCUGCUAAGGACAUUGCUUGUUUUGGCAAGAAGUAUGCAGACAUAAGAGGUUAUGCCAAUCAUGCUGCGUUUGUUACACCUCCUUACCAGAAGCUAAUUGAAACGCUUGAACGUGUUCGGAAGAUUUUUCCUAAUGAAAAACUUACUUUAGCUGAAAAGGUGCUUUAUGCACACCUGGCGAAUCCAGAAGAAAGUUUUGCCGGUGUUUCUCCUUCGCAGAUUCGCGGCUCGUUGUAUUUAAAGCUGAAACCUGAUCGCGUGGCCAUGCAAGAUGCAUCGGCCCAAAUGGCAUUACUCCAAUUCAUGACCUGUGGUCUUGAACGUACUUUAAUUCCCUCUAGUAUUCACUGCGACCACUUGAUUGUCGGUCAUCGCGGUGCGAAUAGCGAUAUCCCCGAAAGCAUUGCCAAUAACAAAGAAAUCUUUAAUUUUCUUCAAAGCGCCUCUAGAAAAUACGGUAUUCAAUUUUGGGGUCCCGGUAGUGGUAUUAUUCAUCAGAUCGUUUUAGAAAAUUAUGCUGCUCCCGGUGGAAUGAUGUUGGGAACAGACUCUCAUACACCAAAUGCAGGUGGUUUAGGUAUGAUUGCCAUUGGUGUUGGUGGUGCAGAUGCCGUGGAUGCCAUGACAAAUACUCCAUGGGAGUUGAAGGCCCCUAAAAUCAUCGGUGUUCAUCUGAAAGGCACUAUGUCCGGCUGGACUACACCCAAAGACCUUAUUCUUCAUUUAGCUGGAAAACUUACUGUCCGUGGUGGAACUGGUCAUAUCAUUGAAUACUUUGGUCCUGGUGUUGAAUCUCUCUCGUGUACUGGAAUGGCCACUAUUUGCAACAUGGGUGCCGAAGUGGGUGCAACCACUUCUAUAUUUCCAUAUACCGAAUCCAUGAAGCGUUAUCUAGAAGCCACUCAUCGUGCAGACGUUGCCAAUGCAGCUGCAAAUAUUCACCAACAACACAACUAUUUAGCUGCUGAUGCUGGCGCUAAGUACGAUGAAAUUGUCGAGAUCAAUCUUUCUGAGCUUUCUCCUUCUUUCAAUGGCCCUUUUACCCCAGAUUUAAAUACCCCCAUCGAAAAAUUCAGUAAAGCUAUCGAAACCAAUAAAUGGCCCAAGAAGGUUUCUGCUGGUCUCAUUGGAUCUUGCACAAAUUCUUCCUAUCAAGAUAUGUCCACCGUCGUUGACGUUGUGGAACAAGCUACGAAAGCUGGCUUGAAGCCACAGGUACCUUUCUUAGUCACUCCUGGUAGCGAGCUAAUUCGCGCAACUAUUGAGCGUGACGGUAUCACAAAGCGUCUCGAAGAUGCUGGUGCUGUUGUUCUCGCCAAUGCCUGCGGUCCUUGCAUAGGUAUGUGGAAGCGUGAUGACAAGGUUUCCUCUGAAGAACCAAACGCUAUUUUGACUAGUUUUAACCGCAACUUCCGUUCUCGUAAUGAUGGUAACCCAUCUACCAUGAACUUUUUGACCAGCCCAGUUAUUGUUGCUUCUAAGAUCUUCUCCUCUGACCUUGCUUUUGAUCCUACCCGCGACGUCCUUCAAACUUCUGAUGGUAAACCUUUCAAGUUUACUCCUCCUACAGGCAUUGAACUUCCUCCGUCUGGUUUUACUGCUGGUGAUACUUCAUACAUUCCUGAUCCCAACCCACAACCUCUGCCAGAAACUGAAGUAACAAUCGAUCCCAAAUCUACCCGUUUGGAGGCCCUUGAACCUUUUGAUUCUUACAAAGGCGGAGAAAUGAAUAACUUGAAGGUUGCUAUUAAGGUUAAGGGUAAAUGUACAACAGAUCAUAUUUCUGCUGCCGGUAAGUGGUUGAAGUAUAAAGGACAUCUUAGCAACAUCUGUAACAAUACUCUCAUUGGUGCGGUCAACGCAGCUACUGGUGAGGUAAACCGUGCAUAUGAUAAUGGACAAGGCAUGAGUAUUCCUGAACUGAUGUGGAAGUGGAAGAAUGAAGGUCAACCAUGGUUGGUUGUAGCUGAACACAAUUACGGUGAAGGGUCUGCUCGUGAACAUGCUGCUUUGCAACCUCGCGCUAUGAAUGGCCGAAUUAUUUUGACUAAGUCCUUUGCUCGCAUUCAUGAAACCAACUUGAAAAAACAAGGUAUUCUUCCAUUAACUUUUGCUAAUGAAGCUGAUUACGAGAAAAUCAAUGCUGAGGAUAAAGUUUCUACCCGCGGCAUUACAAAAUUGUUGAAUGGCGCUUUGGAUGAGCCUAUUAUUCUUGUCGUUACCAAAAAAGAUGGCUCUUCAGUGGAAAUCCCUUGCAAGCAUACGAUGAGUAAAGAUCAAGUAGAAUUUUUCAAAGCAGGUUCAGCAUUAAACUUGAUUCGUCAAAAGGCUCGUACUAAAGUUGAAGAUCAAAAGGUAUUAGAUUCAAUAAAACAACAACCUGAUCACUACGCUGACGUGAGUGUAUAUAACCGACAUUUUAUAGUCACCAGAGGUGAUCAGUUGGGCUUACCCUUCCGUAUAAAAAACGUCCAGGUAGGAGAUACCAUUCGUUUUGAUAAAGUUUCGAGGCUAGGAUCUAGGGAUUAUACGAUUGUUGGCAAACCAUAUGUAGACAGUUCUCUUCAUACCAUUGAGGCCACUGUACUGUCGUUCCCUAAAAGUGCACUAAGCGUGCGCGUUAAGCACAAGCGUCGUCAUAGACAUGAUCGUGUAAUGAAGCAUAAACAAACCUACACAAUUUUGAGAAUUAACAAGUUAGUCAUUCAUUAAAAGAACGUUAAUAUUAUUCUAUGUAAUUUAAUAAGAUGCAUAAUGAACCCAAAAGAAUAUAUAAGUAAACCG